Messenger RNA from Morus notabilis, 348 nucleotides. Its product is annotated as proteasome subunit alpha type-2-like. Lineage: Eukaryota; Viridiplantae; Streptophyta; Magnoliopsida; Rosales; Moraceae. The record is from RefSeq and is a predicted model, not a curated record. Gene Ontology annotation, cellular component: proteasome core complex; proteasome core complex, alpha-subunit complex. Bases 1 to 348 code for a protein of 115 amino acids. The transcript is spliced from 5 exons.
AUGGCCAAGUCAAUGAAAUUAGAAGGAAAGGCUUUCCGUGGGAAAGCUAAUUCACUCAAUUUGAGUGAAUCCUCAUUCAGUGGUGUGAGGCCUUUUGGGGUCUCUUUACUUGUUGCUGGGUUUGAUGACAAUAGUCCUCAACUCUUCCAGGUCGAUCCAUCAGGCUCAUAUUUCUCAUGGAAGGCCUCUGUAAUGGGAAAGAAUGUUUCAAAUGCAAAAACAUUCCUUGAGAAGAGGUAUACUGAUGAUAUGGAGCUCGAUGAUGCUGUGCACACAGCUAUUUUGACUCUAAAGGAAGGGUAUGUAACUGUUAAACCUACAAAGCCAAAACCGCUAAGGAACUUAUAA